Vanessa atalanta (red admiral) is the source of this 847-nucleotide messenger RNA. RefSeq names its product elongator complex protein 5 (gene Elp5). Gene Ontology annotation, biological process: tRNA wobble uridine modification. The record is from RefSeq and is a predicted model, not a curated record. Gene Ontology annotation, molecular function: tRNA binding. The transcript has a single exon. Lineage: Eukaryota; Metazoa; Arthropoda; Insecta; Lepidoptera; Nymphalidae. Gene Ontology annotation, cellular component: elongator holoenzyme complex; cytosol; nucleus. Bases 58 to 822 code for a protein of 254 amino acids.
UGACAUGUGAGAAUUUUGAGGUUAUAUAUUUUUAUAGUAUAUUGUUUGUUUAUUAAUAUGUCUUUAUUUAAACUGAAAACUGUUCCUACACUUCUGAUUGAAGAUGACUGCAAUAAAAAUAUACUUCCCAUAGUUACGGAACUCAUCGAUAACACAGAUUGUAUUCUUAAAAUAUUUUGUUAUGAACAACCAGUACAUUGUUGGCAAAGUAUUUUUAAAGAUAAAUCUGUCCAAUGCUUUAAAGGAUUUCAAAAAGAGGAUUGUACUCGAAUAACAGACAAAAGUAAGAAGGUCAUUUGUAUCAUUGAUUCAGUUAAUCAAAUGGCAUUAGAAAUGAGUUGGGACGAAUGCUUAAGAAACAUAAAAAACCUGCAGAACGAUUGCAGUAUAAUUAAAUUAAUAAUUGUAUUACAUACGGAUUGCAUUCCAAACGCUUCUAAAUUACGUGUUAAUUUAAAUCACAUGGCAAAUGGUAUUAUAACAUAUGAUAGUAAAAAUUGUUACAAAGUGUCAAUUCAAAUAAAGAAAAAUGGGAAAUUUUUCAAAAGCGAAGAAAUGAUAUCCUAUGACAGGAUGGCCUCUACAUUAAAACUAACGCCGAUUGUGAAGGCCGAUAAGAAAGUUGAAGAGCCAGAAAAAAUAUCACCUGGUAAUCUCACUACAUUCAAAAUAGAAAUGGAUCAGACACAGCAAUUAGAAAAGCAUAAACUAAAGUUACCGUAUAUGAGUAAAAUAAAAGAAGGACAGGGUAAGGUUUAUUAUGAACCUGAUGCAGUUGAUGACUGGGAUGAUGAAGAUCCAGAUGAUGAUCUUGAUAUAUGAAUUAAUUAAAAAGAAUACUAAAACA